Orbicella faveolata is the source of this 1604-nucleotide messenger RNA. Its product is annotated as putative exosome complex component rrp40. Gene Ontology annotation, cellular component: nuclear exosome (RNase complex); cytoplasmic exosome (RNase complex). Gene Ontology annotation, molecular function: RNA binding. The record is from RefSeq and is a predicted model, not a curated record. Lineage: Eukaryota; Metazoa; Cnidaria; Anthozoa; Scleractinia; Merulinidae. Gene Ontology annotation, biological process: TRAMP-dependent tRNA surveillance pathway; U4 snRNA 3'-end processing; CUT catabolic process.
UCAAAGAUACUCAAAGAUUUCUUUUGUAAUUGCAGAUAGCCCAAUCAGGAGUCGUUGUUUAUAUAGAGGAAUUUAUAUUCAUUGGAAAUUUUUUGACAGCAAGCUGAAAUGGAUUGCCAUAGACUAGAAGAAUCGAAAAAUCGUAACACUGGAGUUGUCUAGCGACUCGACAGGACGGCGCGCAGGCCCGAGAGAUUCUGCUGAAAGGCCCUGGAGACUAAUGUGGCCUGGACACUAGGAAGACUUUAUGAGCCGGCUGUGAGCUGGCAGCGGAUCAUCAAACAAACAUGGCGGACAAGAAGGUUGGAGCUCUUGUCAACCACGUUGUAAUGCCUGGCGAUGUUAUCGGAAAGGUAGCAGAUUUGGAAGCAACUCUUGAAGGAAAAAGCAAAAUAAAGUUCGGCCCCGGUUUACGAGAAGAAAAUGGAGUGAUUUUAGCCUACAAAGCUGGUGUAUUGAGACAUCGAAAUCCGGCAACCUACCUGAUCGACUGCAAUCAAAGAAGGUACAUCCCAGUCAAGGAGGAAAGAGUUAUUGGCAUUGUAACCAACAGAGGUUCCGAUAGCUAUAAAGUAGAUAUUGGAGGGGCCAUGCCUGCGUCACUACCAACUCUGUCAUUUGAAGGAGCUACCAAAAAGAACAAACCCAACAUUCAGAUAGGUGACAUUGUUUAUGCAAGACUGUGUAUUGCGAACAAGGACAUGGAACCUGAGCUAGAUUGUACAGAUGGCAGUGGAAAAAGCAAUGAUCUGGGGCAAUUAUCUGGUGGAUUUAUGAUCAACUGUUCUCUUGGGCUUUCACGAAAACUUCUGAGCAAAGAGUUUGUCCUCUUAAAAUGCCUUGAAAGGCACUUCCCGUUUGAGUGCACAGUGGGGAUGAAUGGCCGUGUGUGGAUCAAUUCAGCGUCAACACCCAACACUGUAGCCAUCGCUAAUGCUAUUUCGAACUCUGAGUACAUGACAAAUAAUCAAAUUGAGACAAUGGUGAAACAGCUUGUAAAGGGAAUACAGUCUUAAUCCUUAAACCUUAGCGGAAACAUCAAAUGUUCUUUUACUCAUUGUGGGACAGACUCAUUUGUAGUUUGUAUGGAAUCUCGUAUCAGAGAGAAAACUUGCAUCAAGACAAAGCAACAUUUUCAUUAUGGAAUUGCAACUUGUAACUAUCAUAAGCUAUCAUAAGCUUGAUCCAGCAAUCCAGACUGACAAACAUGAAAAAUUGGCUGGUCUCAAAAACUAACUACAAGCCAUGUGUGACUCCCUAAGGAAAGACCAUGUGGUAGAAGAAAGAACAACUGAAACCUGGAUGUAAUAGACUAGAUGUAAUGCAAUGUUAGCAACAAAAUCGAAAGCAAUGCUUUUUGCAAUAUUUCACAGCUUUGUUUCUUUACACUUUGAAUCACAUAAUAAGACCAAAAUAUAUGGUCUGCAGGUACUGUUGCAAUUGAAGAUACCAGCUGAGUAUUUAAGAGAAAGAGCACGAGAUAUGACAUGGUGGCAGGCCUUAUGUGCCUACUGGCACAAAGAGCAGUGAUGACGAUGAUGCUGCUGCUGCUGCUGCUGCUGAUGAUGAUGCAUGAUGAUGAUGCACAAGAUAUGCUCUAAGGG